AAGAGCAAAAAUACAUGCUCCAACACAUUUUACUUUUAUUUUACGUCUUAGUUUUGUGAUAAUAUAAACCUGGAGUCUUCAACUUUACGCACAGAAGCUCUUAAAUUGCCUAAAACCGAUUCGAAGAGAACUUAGUUAUCUUGACACUCUCUUUUUCUUCGAUUCAUCAUACGGAAGUGAAUUCAACCCAUUGAUCAUUAAGAUUGAACCAGUCCAGGAGUGAGCUGCUUCAGGCGAAUAACUAAAUAUUUAACCAACAUGUCCGGAGCUCCUCCUGUAGUGAUGCGGCUAGUGGCCUCGGCCUACUGUGUGGCAGAGAAGGCGGGGUCCAUCGUGAGGAAGGUCCUGCAUACUGGGGAUCUGGGCAUUGUGGAGAAAACAGGUGCCAAUGAUCUACAGACUCUGGCAGACAGACUGGCACAGCAGAGCAUUUGUGCGUCUCUGUCCAAGCGCUUCCCAAAAAUCACCAUCAUUGGAGAGGAGGAUCUCCCCGCAGAAGAGGUGAAGGAAGACCUCAUAGAGAGUGGUCAGGCAGAGGAGAUCUUCCAGAAAACAUGUCCAGCUGAAUUUUCUGAUCUGAAAGAGGAGGAGCUCGUGGUGUGGGUGGACCCUCUUGAUGGAACAAAGGAAUACACAGAAGGGCUGUUGGAUAAUGUGACAGUUCUUAUCGGUAUUGCUCACAGGGGACGGGCCAUUGCAGGCGUCAUCAACCAACCUUUCUACAACUACCAGCUGGGAGCAGGCGCAGUUCUGGGCCGGACCAUCUGGGGUGUGCUGGGACUGGGUGCGUUUGGGUUCGAGCUGAAAGAAGUCCCUGGAGACAGGCGAAUUGUCACAACGACGAGGUCCCAUAGCAACAAGGUGGUGACGGACUGUGUGGACGCCAUGGAGCCACACGAGGUGGUCAGAGUGGGUGGAGCCGGAAACAAGAUCAUCCAGCUCAUUGAAGGCAAGGCGUCGGCGUAUGUGUUUGCUAGUCCUGGCUGCAAAAAGUGGGACACGUGUGCACCCGAGGCAAUCCUGCAUGCUGUUGGAGGUAAACUUACAGAUGUCCAUGGAAACCCGUACACUUACGAUGCAGACGUGAAACACAUGAACUCAGCCGGAGUCCUGGCCACUCUCAGAAACCACCAGUAUUACACCAGCCGAGUACCUCAGUCAGUACUACAGGCUCUCAUGUAGUAACACUCACAGAUGUGCCCUUGACAUAUACUGGCAACGUCAGAUUUAACAUAUCAUUAAACAAAUAAAUCUUUGGUUAAUAAUGCUACUAAUAAAUUAUACUUUGGAAUAUAAUUAUUUUUGACAAUACUGACAAACGCCUUGCCUGCAGUUACUACAUUGCCCUAGAAUUUAUCAGAGGUUCCAAUGUCACUGGAUGUAACUGUAUACGGUAACACACUACAACUGUUUUCAAGAAAUUAAUGAUGAAAAUAUUAUGUGCCAUAUUAUAUUACUAUUUUGUACAUGGGUUUAUGGAGUAUUUGUUCCUAUAUAUUGUUGAUUUGAAUUUUAUUAUUAAAUCUAAAACUAACACAAUCA
This is a messenger RNA of Boleophthalmus pectinirostris (great blue-spotted mudskipper), 1542 nucleotides long. It is a transcript of the gene bpnt1, whose product is annotated as bisphosphate nucleotidase 1. Gene Ontology annotation, biological process: phosphatidylinositol phosphate biosynthetic process. Bases 259 to 1182 code for a protein of 307 amino acids. The transcript is spliced from 9 exons. NCBI's taxonomy places the organism in Eukaryota, Metazoa, Chordata, Actinopteri, Gobiiformes, Gobiidae. Gene Ontology annotation, molecular function: 3'(2'),5'-bisphosphate nucleotidase activity. The record is from RefSeq and is a predicted model, not a curated record.